Molecule: messenger RNA, 4468 nt
Organism: Mirounga angustirostris (Northern elephant seal)
Lineage: Eukaryota; Metazoa; Chordata; Mammalia; Carnivora; Phocidae
Gene: FURIN
Product: furin, paired basic amino acid cleaving enzyme
Exons: 16
Coding region: 436-2817 (793 amino acids)
Biological process (GO): peptide hormone processing
Cellular component (GO): trans-Golgi network; Golgi membrane
Molecular function (GO): serine-type endopeptidase activity
Source: RefSeq, a predicted model, not a curated record
GCUGACAGCGGCGGGAGUAAACAAGCGGCGUCGCCGGGGCCCGGCCGCUGCCCCCGCCCGCGCUGGAGCCCGAGCCCAGGCCGAGCCCUGUCCCUGGUCGCGGGCCGCGCCGAGGACCGCCCGCCGCGCCUCCCCGCCUCCGCGCGGUGACGCUGCUGCUGGGCGCGGGGACGGCGCCGAGCCCAGGCCCCGCCGCCGGGCUCUCCGCUCGGCCGAGGGGCGCCCGAGCCGCCGCGGCGCUCGCCUGCAAAAGUUACCCGCCCGGGCUCCCUCGGAGCCGGCGGCCCUCCUCCCCGCACAGCCCUGCCCUGCUCGGCCUCAUGCCCCCGCCAGUCAGCCCCGGGCCACAGGCAGUGAGCAGGCACGCGGGCGCCGAGGCCCUGUGACCAGGCCAAGGAGACGGGGGCUCCGGGGUCCCGGCCACCGGCCCCCCCCAUGGAGCUGAGGCCCUGGUUGCUAUGGGUGGUAAUGGCAGGAGCCUUGGUCCUGCUGGCAGCCGACGCCCGGGCCCAGAAGGUCUACACCAACACGUGGGCUGUGCACGUUCCCGGAGGCCCGGCCGUGGCUGACAGGCUGGCGCACAAGCAUGGCUUCCUGAACUUGGGCCAGAUCUUCGGGGACUAUUACCACUUCUGGCAUCGAGCGGUGACAAAGCGGUCCCUGUCGCCUCACCGCCUGCAGCACAGCCGGCUGCAGAGGGAGCCUCAAGUGCAGUGGCUGGAGCAGCAGGUGGUAAAGCGAAGGACCAAACGAGAUGUGUACCAGGAGCCCACGGACCCCAAGUUUCCCCAGCAGUGGUACCUGUCCGCCGUCACCCAGCGGGACCUGAACGUGAAGGAGGCCUGGGCUCAGGGCUACACGGGGCGUGGCAUUGUGGUCUCCAUUCUGGACGAUGGCAUCGAGAAGAACCAUCCAGACUUGGCAGGCAAUUAUGAUCCCGGGGCCAGCUUCGACGUCAACGACCAGGACCCUGACCCCCAGCCUCGGUACACACAGAUGAAUGACAACAGGCAUGGCACACGGUGCGCGGGCGAGGUGGCCGCCGUGGCCAACAACGGUGUCUGCGGUGUAGGCGUGGCCUACAACGCCCGCAUCGGAGGGGUGCGCAUGCUGGACGGCGAGGUGACGGACGCGGUGGAGGCUCGCUCACUGGGCCUGAACCCCAACCACAUCCACAUCUACAGCGCUAGCUGGGGCCCCGAGGACGAUGGCAAGACCGUGGAUGGACCUGCCCGCCUCGCCGAGGAGGCCUUCUUCCGGGGGGUUAGCCAGGGCCGCGGGGGGCUGGGCUCCAUCUUCGUGUGGGCCUCGGGGAACGGGGGCCGGGAGCACGACAGCUGCAACUGUGACGGCUACACGAACAGCAUCUACACGCUGUCCAUCAGCAGCGCCACGCAGCUCGGCAACGUGCCCUGGUACAGCGAGGCCUGCUCGUCCACGCUGGCCACCACCUACAGCAGCGGCAACCAGAACGAGAAGCAGAUCGUGACCACGGACUUGCGGCAGAAGUGCACCGAGUCUCACACGGGCACCUCGGCCUCGGCCCCCUUGGCAGCCGGCAUCAUCGCUCUCACCCUGGAAGCCAAUAAGAACCUCACCUGGCGGGACAUGCAGCACCUGGUGGUACAGACCUCAAAACCCGCCCACCUCAACGCUAACGAUUGGGCCACCAACGGUGUGGGCCGGAAAGUGAGCCAUUCAUACGGCUACGGGCUGUUGGACGCGGGUGCUAUGGUGACCCUGGCCCAGAACUGGACGACGGUGCCCCCCCAGCGGAAAUGCAUCAUCGACAUCCUCACUGAACCCAAGGACAUCGGGAAGCGGCUGGAGGUGCGGAAGACGGUGACCGCCUGCCUGGGGGAGCCCAGCCACAUCACACGGCUAGAGCACGCGCAGGCCCGCCUCACCCUGUCCUACAAUCGCCGUGGCGACCUGGCCAUCCACCUGGUCAGCCCCAUGGGCACCCGCUCCACCUUGCUGGCCGCCAGGCCGCACGACUACUCCGCAGAUGGGUUUAACGACUGGGCCUUCAUGACAACCCACUCCUGGGAUGAGGACCCCUCUGGCGAGUGGGUCCUGGAGAUUGAAAACACCAGCGAAGCCAACAACUACGGGACACUGACCAAGUUCACCCUCGUGCUGUAUGGCACGGCCCCCGAGGGCUCGCACCCGCCUCCCGAGAGCAGCGGCUGCAAGACCCUCACGACCAGCCAGGCCUGUGUGGUCUGUGAGGAGGGCUUCUCCCUGCUCCAGAAGAGCUGCGUGCAGCGCUGCCCGCCGGGCUUCACCCCCCAAGUCCUCGAGACUCACUACAGCACGGACAACGACGUGGAGAUCAUCCGGGCCAGCGUCUGCGCCCCCUGCCACAGCUCGUGCGCCACGUGCCAGGGGCUGGCCCCCACAGACUGCCUCAGCUGCCCCAGCCACGCCUCCCUGGACCCCGUGGAGCAGACGUGCUCCCGGCAGAGCCAGAGCAGCCGCGAGUCGCCCCAGCAGCGGCCGCCGCCGCCGCCGCCCGCCGAGGUGGACACGGAGCCCCGGCCGCGCGCAGGGCUGCCGCCCUCACACCUGCCCGAGGUGGUGGCCGGCCUCAGCUGCGCCUUCAUCGUGCUGGUCUUCGUCACUGUCUUCCUGGUCCUGCAGCUGCGCUCCGGCUUCAGCUUCCGGGGGGUGAAGGUGUACACCAUGGACCGCGGCCUCAUCUCCUACAAGGGGCUGCCCCCCGAAGCCUGGCAGGAAGAGUGCCCAUCCGACUCAGAAGAGGACGAGGGCCGGGGCGAGAGGACCGCCUUUAUCAAAGACCAGAGCGCCCUUUGACGAGCGCCUACUGCCUGCCCCUUCAAGCCCAUCCCCUCCUUGGGCACUUUUUAAUUCACCAAAGUAUUUUUUUAUCUUGGGACUGGGUUUGGACCCCAGCUGGGAGGCAAGAGGGGCAGAGACUGCUUCCCACCCUACCUUCGGGCCACCUGGUUGCCUGAGGUGGGGCCCCAGGACCAGCUGGGGAGCCGGGGAGGGCCUCACCCCCACCUCCAGCACCCCUUCCGUGUGGAGAAAGGAGUGGAACCUCUAGGGCAGCUUUCCAAGGUCCAGGCCCCAGCCGGGGUUUUCUGCGGAGUGAAGAGGGGUCAGCCCUUCUCUUUGGGGAUUCCUGACCCGGGCUGCAGCUCUCUCCCUACCCUGUUCCCUCUAAAGCAAUAACGGUCCCCAUCCAGGCAGCAGGGAGGCUGGCCUAGGGGGUAUUUGAAGGAGGAGGCCACCUCUCCAAGGGCUUUUGUAUCCCCGACCUUGUCCCCCAUGUCUGGUGAGCCUCUUGAGGAAGUGGCGAUCAAAGGAAGGGACCAAGGCAAGGCAGGUGCUUUAGGGUGGGCCCGUGAGCACACGCGCGUGUGUGUCCCCUUGCCCACCUCCACCACCGCUGGCUGCCCGCCGAGCCCCGUGCUGGUGUCCUGACCACCCUACCUUUUCGGGCCCCCUCCCCUUCCCUCCCCCCCCUCCCCUCCCCUCCCCUCCCUUUCCUUCCCCUCUCCUCCCCUCCCCUCCCCUCCCCUCCCCUCCGGCCAGGGCCCAAGUCCCUGUUUUCUGAGCCCGGGGCUGCCUGGGCUGUUGGCACUCACAGUCCCGGAGCCCCUGGGUGGGUGGUGGGGAGGGACGGUGGCCCAGCCGGCCUCUCCCGCCUCCCACCCGAUGCUGCUUUCCCCUGUGGGGAUCUCAGGGGCUGUUUGAGGAUAUAUUUUCACUUUGUGAUUAUUUCACUUUAGAUGCUGAUUUUGGGUUUUUUUGGGUUUUUUUGUUUUUUUGUAUUUGUAAUGGGGGUAGCAGCUGGACCACCCACCUUCCCACACCCACUGUCCAUUCUGCUGUUCCCCCGGCUACGCUGGCCCUGAGGUGCGGGGGGCUGCAGCAUGUUGCUGAGGAGUGAGGAGGAGUUGAACCCCAAGUCCUGAAGAGGCAGGCGGGCAAGCCAGGUGGGCCCUAGGAAAGGGGAUCGUGGUGGGAGGGGCAGGCUGUCAUCCGUGUUUCAGUUGGGGCUCAUCGUGCCAAGGGCUCAUGGGUCACUGGUUCUCCAAGUGCCAGGGGUGGGCAGGUGGUGGCACUGAGCCCCCUCCAACACUGUGCCCUUGUAGAGAAAGCACUGACCUGUUCUGCCCCCUUAAGUCCCCCUCUUCUGACGUGCCUUUCGCACCCCUCCCAUUAGGACAAUCAGUCCCCUCCCAUCUGGGAGCCCUCUUUUCUUUCUCUCCCCUAGCCCUUCCUGGCACCCAGCCACCUGCCCAGGGGUGUCCCCUCCUCUCCCAUCCCCCCACCCUUGUGGCCAGCCUGGCUGAUUUUGUAAGAUACUGGGUUGGUGCCCAGUGAUUUUUUUUUUUCUUGUAAUUUAAACAGGCCCAGCAUUGUUGGUUCUAUUUAAUGGACACGAGAUAAUGUUAGAGGUUUUAAAGUGAUUAAACGUGCAGACUAUGCAAACCAG